GAUAAUUUGCUUACUCACAUCAGCAAAAGCAGCAUCAAGGUAGGAGAUGUUCAUCUCAAGGGGUGAGCCCCUGGUGCGUAGCCCGGCAGUGGCGAAGGCGGCGGAGGCAACCAGAUCCACGAGGGAGGCGGUUGCGCCGCCGUGCAGGAAGCCGCCCGAGUUCUGCCUCAUUCAGGGAUCAGGGAGGAUUCAGAACUCGACUCGGGGGCAGAGAGAGAGAGAGAGAGAGAGAGAGAGAGUUGGCUCACGAGUAGUCUGGAGGGCACGUUGAAGUGGCAGAGGAGUGUGCCGGGCUGGAGGGCCUGGACGACGCGGAUUCCCCUCAGGACGAAGGCGUCGUAGAACCCCGAGGGCAAGCUCGGUAGCGCCUCCGCCUCUGCCUCACUCGUGAAGGUCUCCUCCAGCAGCCGCCUCGCCGUUUCCAACGACUUGUUCUCCCCACCGAAAUCGCCCGAGUCGGAGGCCAUCGCAAUUGGAUUCCCCUCCCGCUCCCGUUCCCUUUCCCUCCCCACCAGAAUCGUUAAUCGAGGAGGACGACCAAAGCGAGAAAGAAAGAGACAGGCGGAGAGGCGCCCGCCACGUCUUUACGCUUUCAAAGGCAACUCACGUAAUCCCUACGUGAACAGCGUCUUCCUUCCUGCCGGCGCCGAUGGCGAGCAUGGCAGCCGUCUUCGGCGAGGCCAAGCCGGACAAAUCCAACAAAGAUGCCGAUGCUCUCCUGCGCCGACCCGUGCUCUUCCACGCCCACUCCCAGGGCGGCCUCCGCGUCGUCGCCACCGACCUCCACUCCUUCGCUUGGCAUCGCUCCCUCGACCUCGACGGCCUCCGCGACCUCCAAGAUGACGUUGGCAUCGCUGGCUCCUGCUCCGACUUCCUCGACUACCUCUAUUCUUCCUUGUCUUCCGACCAAGUCAGGCUCUUCUUCCCUGCCGCGGCCCUAGGUCCUGAUACUGCUGAGCUUGUGGCUACCAAGGCAAAGGGACUACCUCGCAUCACUCUCUCUCUCGAUAGAGUUGCCGCAUCUGCGCUCAAAGAUGUCAUUGCUGAUUUCUCCCUUGCGCUCUAUGAAUCUUACAAGACCAGGCAGGAACAUGCAUCCAGAGAACAAGAACGAGUGUCACAGCUCAUGGAAAAUCUAGACUCUGAAAGAGAAAAAAACGAAGUAAUGCAAAAGCAACUUGAAGCCCUUUCAUUCCUCGACAAAAGAAAGGCUACAAAGCCAAAGCUUGUGACUGAUAAGUUUCCAAGUGUGUCGGGUGCACCUCCAAGCUCUGAUCAAAUGAUUGUUGCUGUACAGCAGCAAACACCAGCUUAUGGAUUUGCAAACCUGCAGUGGCUUUACCUAGCAAAGUUCCUCCUGCUAAAGGUACGAAGCGCGUGGCCCCUUUGCCUCGGAGGGCAAGAGUACGAGGAGCUUUGUUGCAAGAUACUGAAGAAAAUGCUGAUGAUAAUACUUAGAUAUUGCUGAUUUAUCAGCAUUGAUUAACUCUUUGGCAUGUAAACUUAUUAGUACAUUUCUGCUGGACUUAUGUCAAACUUGUGGAAUUAAAGUACACGCAGCUCAUGGUGUAGAAAAGGUAUGAGACUGUGUUCCUACAAGAAAGGAUUGUUUCCCUAGAAUAUUGUGGCUUUUGAACUCGUCUGUGAUGCUGCUUUGAUCUCGAUGAGCUUAGGGUGCCUAUCAAUACACAUCUAUAGCUGUUUCAGUGAA
This is a messenger RNA of Zea mays, 1711 nucleotides long. RefSeq lists its product as uncharacterized. NCBI's taxonomy places the organism in Eukaryota, Viridiplantae, Streptophyta, Magnoliopsida, Poales, Poaceae. Bases 650 to 1468 code for a protein of 272 amino acids. The transcript has 7 exons. The record is from RefSeq and is a predicted model, not a curated record.